AAAAAAUGUAAAGAUCUUGGUUAGCCUAACCCUAAAGAAGUUAAGAUAUCAAUUUCGAUAUAAAAUCAAUUCGAAAUUAAGUAAAAGAUAGAUGUGUACCAGUCCUAUAAUAUUAGAGUGAUUCUGCGUAAAAAUCAUUCAAUUCCUAUAGGUAAUAGGAUAAUAUAUUUUAGAAAAGAAAGUAUGCCCACUGUACCAUCAUUUGAAAACUUACAAGCUAAAAUUAGAGAUUUCUCAUAUACAAGAUUAAACUCUUCUUAAUAACAGAAUUAAAUUCUUGAUAAAUCAAUUACUUAUUCCCCACAAAAGGCUUAGGGUUUAUAAAAGAAGUAAUUAUUAAUUUAAAUUUAAAAAGAAUUAAUAGUUCUUUAGGGAGUAGAAACAAUAUUAAUUUACAAAGUUCUCGACAAUAAUCUCCAGCAUAUCAAAGCAGACCUAUUGAAUUAAGUUAUAGGUCAUAAUAAAGAAGAAAUUUAAGUGAUAACUUAUAAUUGAAUGAAAUUGUGUCUUUAAGAAAUAAGAUUGAAUCCUCUUAAACUAAUAGACAUUUAUUGGGAGCAAAGUAAUUUUUUUUAAUUUAUAAAUAUUAGUUAUGUGAGCGAAUUAGUAAAGUUAGCUUAAGCCAUAACUAGUGCACUGAAAUGA
Molecule: messenger RNA, 645 nt
Organism: Paramecium sonneborni
Lineage: Eukaryota; Ciliophora; Oligohymenophorea; Peniculida; Parameciidae
Source: the annotation of a GenBank genome assembly